AACGCUCAUAUGCCCAGAGCCACACGACAAAUGUCUAUUCACUGUCACUUCAUUUUUUUUUUGAAUUUCAAAAUUCCUAACGUCUAGAUUCACCCAUGAUAUACCAAAGCAUUAUGCAGUGGUUCAGUUCUUAUUUCAAUCGAUCAUCAUGGAUCUGGGUUGCGUUUCUGUGGAAGACAAGCCCUGAAAUGAAUCAUCUCCUGCCUUGGGUGUUGAUUAUUGAGAACCUGGAAAACAAUUCGAGCGAGGCAGUGACGGCGACUCUAAAGUUUGGCAAGGUAUCUCAGUUUGGAAGAAAAAUUGCUCUUGGCUUAACUCAAGGAUUUAAAAUGAACAAGAAAUUCGUUGAUGCCUUCAUCAUCAGCAAAGCUCCUGAGUGGGUUUCUUGUGGCAGACUUAUUCCAGCUCAGCACAUUAUUUAUCUCCAUUAUCAUAACAGAAGACCUACGCGAUUGUCUUUCUCUCUGCAAUUUUCUGAUAUUUGUGUUGAACCCAUUAUUAAGCAAAUCAACCAUUGGAGAGCCAAAAUUAUUAGCAGGGAUUUUGAGGCUUAUCCAAAAAAUAUGGGUUAUCUCAUUGCUGCAUAUUCUUGUCAUCAAAUUUUCUGUAGCAAGAAGUUGGAUCCUCUUCCAACCAAGUCUAUUACUGGAGAAGUCAAGCUUCUUGAGGAACAUCGUAAGGAUUACACUCUACCUUAAACAUAUUCCUUUUGUUGGCCUACCGACAAGAAUAUUAUCCAGUCAAGCAGUUUCAGCACCAAAAGCAGCAAGCAUGUGACUAUACAUUCCAAAGCAGUCUGUCAGUCGUCUUCUCAGCCAAAAGUAAGAUUCUCGGUGAAAAUGUCAAAAAUGCUACAGUAGCAUCUUUUACUGUUCACUAUUC
This is a messenger RNA of Vitis riparia (riverbank grape), 882 nucleotides long. RefSeq lists its product as uncharacterized. NCBI's taxonomy places the organism in Eukaryota, Viridiplantae, Streptophyta, Magnoliopsida, Vitales, Vitaceae. The transcript has 2 exons. The record is from RefSeq and is a predicted model, not a curated record. Bases 96 to 698 code for a protein of 200 amino acids.